Molecule: messenger RNA, 2156 nt
Organism: Cololabis saira (Pacific saury)
Lineage: Eukaryota; Metazoa; Chordata; Actinopteri; Beloniformes; Belonidae
Gene: pnpo
Product: pyridoxamine 5'-phosphate oxidase
Exons: 7
Coding region: 118-945 (275 amino acids)
Biological process (GO): pyridoxal 5'-phosphate biosynthetic process; pyridoxine biosynthetic process
Molecular function (GO): pyridoxamine phosphate oxidase activity; FMN binding
Source: RefSeq, a predicted model, not a curated record
UUUAAAACAUUCUUCCUCAGUUCCAGCUUUAAAAAUCUGACUUUUUGUUCAAAAGCGCAAUUUUGCGUAACCUGUUACGUCAGGUGACAGUUACGUCAGAGCAGAGUCUUGACCAGCAUGAGCCGCAUACUCAGUACGAAUGUAUUAAGACAUUUCAGUGUAUUUGGUGUAAAGCUGCCCUCUCACGUCUCCCUGGCAGCGGGAAACCAAGGCGUUUUUGCUCUGAAUCUCUGCAGAACAUCCACGACUGACAGUACCAGCAUGGACCUGAGUAACAUGAGGAAGAAGUACAAAGGAGAUGAAGAGUGCUUUGAAGAGAGCCAGCUGGUGUCUCUGGACCCCAUCAAACAAUUUGGAAACUGGUUCGAUGAAGCUACUAAGUGUCCUGAAGUAGGAGAGGCCAAUGCCAUGUGCAUCGCCACUGCAUCCAAGGAUGGACGACCUUCUGCCCGUAUGGUUCUCCUGAAAGGUUACAGCAACGAGGGUUUCCGCUUCUUCACAAACUACGAGAGCAGAAAGGGUUCUGAGCUGGAGAGUAAUCCACACGCAUGUCUGGUCUUCUACUGGGAACCGCUGAACAAACAGAUCCGUAUCGAGGGCUCAGUGGAGCGGAUCCCCUACCAGAAAUCCUGCGACUACUUCCACUCGCGGCCGAAGAGCAGCCAGAUCGGAGCGGUCGUGAGCCGACAAAGCACCCCGGUCCUGAACAGAGACUAUCUGAGGCAGAAAAAUGCAGAACUGGAGGAGAAGUACAGGGACGGAGAAGUGCCCAUGCCUGACUACUGGGGCGGCUACGUCGUCAAGCCGGCUCUGAUCGAGUUCUGGCAGGGGCAAACCAACAGGCUCCACGACCGCAUCGUUUUCACCAAGAAGAAGGAGGAAGGACCGGGAGAGUUUGAGCACGAAGCAGAGGGGGGCUGGGUGUACCAGCGGCUGUCUCCGUGACAACCACCUCAGCAGACCGGGACGCCCAGCGUUUUAUGUCACACUUUGACGGGCAUCAUCUGAAAGUACCGCUGGGAUCCAUUUCAUGUUUGUUUACUGUGCAACUGUACAUUUUCCAUGCGUCGUGAAAUGAGACAAUGAAGAGUGGACUAACUCGCACAGGAGAGUAAACUCCACCUGUCCCGUCAGGUAAUGAUUGACAGCCUGGCGUUGUUUAUUAAUGUUGUUGACCCUGAGCUGUGUCUGGUUCCUUCAUAAGCGUGAUCAGCACUUGGAAGCACAACGCUUGCUGUAUUCCUGUUUGCUGUAUUUGAGUUUUUUCUGGCCUGUAAUUUUCUGAUAAAACCCCAGAAAGCCUGACAAUGCUACAAUUUGUUAUUGUGUUCUGUUCAGAUAGAAAAUCAGGACUGGUGAUUUGAGCUUCUUGUUUUCUGGGUGAAUUUCUGCCAAGAGAAAUCAAUCAAUCAAUCAAUCAAAUCAAGAAAGUGUUGAUUUUAAUCCCAAAUAAAUGUACACAGCAUCCAUGUUUGUACAAGUGUUGCCAGGUCAGUUUUUGUGACACGCCAGAAAUGUGUUAGUGUUCAGAUCGUAGCUGUUGGUGUUAAAUGUUGACGGGUGUGUAAAAUGAAGUACAAAACACUACAAACACCUGCAGGUAUUACAUGCCAAAUUCCUGUGCUGAAUUACACAGGAAACGACAUUUUCAUCAGUGGAAAACAGAUGUCAUUAUGAUGUUUGAUAUGAAGUCCCACACAAGUGCUCUGCGCUUUACUGAUCUGUGGAAGCUGUAGUCUGAUUCGGUCGACUGGUUAUGUUCCAACUCAACCUUGAUUACAUUUUGCAUGCUCAGACGACCUGCACUGCACUUUUUAAACACAUCCAAGUCCUCUUAGAAAUCACUUAAAACAAAUGUAGUCUUUUGUCGUCUUAUGGACUUAACAGCCUGUUUCUUUCACUUUCAUUUAUUAGCUGUUGCAUUUCAUUCUGGUUUCUUAUCAGGAAAUUAUAAGGAAACACGGGGCCUGUGAAGCAGGUUAUAUUGAGCAGCUGACUCCAAUUUAACAUUGACUGAUUGUGUCUUUAACAAGUUUAAAAGAGCCAAAAUUGUCAGAUGUGCCAACUUGAGUGUCUUUUACCCUUUCAGGAGGAGAUUGUUUCAUUCUGGACUUGAAAUAACUGUGUAAUUUAAGUAAUAAAGUUGAAUUUGUGUC